Molecule: messenger RNA, 1566 nt
Organism: Debaryomyces tyrocola
Lineage: Eukaryota; Fungi; Ascomycota; Pichiomycetes; Serinales; Debaryomycetaceae
Source: the annotation of a GenBank genome assembly
AUGGAUUUGUUGAAUCUUGGUUCACAAUCCCGGAAAACUGGAUUAAAACCAAGAGCAAAUUUGAGGAAGGAUAAAUAUAAUAUGGAAGAUGUGGAUGAGUUCUUUGCUGAAGAAGAGGAUAAAGAUAGUGACUAUAAUGAAAGGAGGCCGCAUGAAUCAGAUAAGUCCAUACAUGCAUCAGGACUGGUUGUAUCUAGAGGAUCAGAAGUUUCAGCUGAGUCUUCGACACCUAGGCAUAAUUUUAAUAAUGUUGCUCGAAAAAUAAACUUCACGGAUGUGGAAGCAGAGCCUUUUAACUUAUCACCAAUAUCAAUACAGUCCAAACGUUCUAAAAACAGAAAUAAGAAAUCUCCUUUAAGGUCGCCGCUUCAGGAGAAUAAAGGCCACAAACGAAGAGAGGAAGGCACAGGAGACGAUGAGGAAUAUGGCUACAAUGAUAAUAAUGACAUGGAUAACGAUUUAUACGGGGAUGAUAUAGACAUGAGUUUAUCACCAGUGGACCUAUCACCGAUAAAGUUAAGAACUGAGUUCAUAUCUAAAGAUUCAAAGAAAUCAGAUACGGGAACACCUAAAUCAAAAUCAAACAGGAAUAAAUCGGCAUCAUCACUUACAAAGAAAAUGGCGCUAGGUACAACUAAACCUAGGAAAAAGCGUUCGAUAAUCGAGGAUGAAUCGGAAGAAGAAACUACACAGGAAUAUGCACAGGACGAUAAAAGUGACUUACUUUCGCCACCACCAACAACGAAGAAGGAACCCGUGCGAAACAAGAUUCCUGAAGAAACUAUUACGAAACCGUCACCAUUACCAUCGCCUCCUCCUGAUGGCCUUAGAAGGUCUAAGAGAACAAAAAUUGCGCCAUUAGCAUUUUGGAGGAAUGAAAGAAUUGUAUAUACUCGUGCAAUAGAUGAAGAGGAUGCAGAUACUACACUUGCUAGUGAUAUAAAGAACAUACCUUUACAGGAAAUAGAAGCUGUUGUACACAUUCCAGAAACAAAUAAACAGGCCGCCACAAAUGUGAAUAAGAAAAGGUCCGUACUGAAACUGAGAAUAACCCCUCCAAAACUGAAAAAAUCGCUGCCAAAACAAGUUGCAUAUGAUUAUGAAUCAGAUCCGGAGAUUUCUGGAUCAGAGUGGUUUAAGGACAAGUCGUUGAAGCUUAGAGUGUUUGAGGGACCAAGCGAUGAUAGGGUUGAAAGAUCUGUUGCGUGGGCCCCUAAUGAAGGUAAUUUUGAAAAUCCACCAAAUACAGGUGAAAUAGAGAACUUUAAAGUUGCAGCUUUAUUCGGUAAUGAUCGAGAUUUUACAGCUGGUGGGCUAAUUGAAUUUCCCUAUGGUGGAUUCAAGAGCUUAAGGAAUUCCUCUGAUUCUGUUUAUAUAUUUCAUGUGGUGAAGGGCCUUAUAGAAGUGACUAUUAACGAGGACAAGUUCGUAGUUACAAGAGGAUGUUCAUUUCAUGUCCCUAGAGCAAAUUCGUUUGCUUUUAAAAACUUGGGUCAAGAUACAUCAAAAUUGUUCUUCGUUCAAAGUAAAAAGGUCAUUGCAGACGAGGACGAAGAAUGGGAAUAG